AUCUCUAUCAUGCGUAUUUUUGUCUUCAUAACAACUAACAAAGAUCACCAAGUUCUGAAACGCCUUUCCCUGCAAUCCAAAAAUCCAUUUGUCUCAUUUUUUCCAAUCAUCCAACACACUCUCACGAUUAGGGUUUUUUAAUUUUCGUUUCGAAGCGCGAAAUGUUCACCCGAAGCAAACGCUUCCCUUCUUCUUCGUCUUCAACCUCCGAGAAGAAAUCCUCCGUUUCAAAUAAUACAACUUCGAGCAAAAAGGUUAACGCCGUGAAGACUCGCUCGGCGAAGAAACGUCCCGCUCUCACUGAUGUAACCAAUAGCAGAAACGCCUCUCUCGCCAAACCAGCCGUUGGUGCACCAUCCAAGCCAACGUUGAAGGUUCCAUGUGCGUCGAAAACUGCAAAGACCAAGAAGGAUUCUGUUGCCAGUUCGCAGAAAAAUGUUAAGCCUUGUAGGAACACUUUGCAAGCCUCAUCGAGCGUAAAAUCAAGUAGGCUUGUACUACCCAAAGAGGCAUGUUCCACCAGAGCUAGUAAAACUAAGACUGGAGGAGUUCAUGCCUCCAUUGCUCCAAGCAAUGAUGGUGCUGUUUGUCCUGAAUUUAAGAGUGUGGUUUGUGCUCCGAGAUGGAUGGACAUUUCUCCAAGUAACUCUUUUAGUGGUUCUGCAUCGCUGGACGAGAGCAUGUCAACGAGUGAUUCUUUUAUGAGUUCGGAAUUCCAAUAUACUGGCAACGAUGAUAUUGUAUCAAUUAAAUCAAUUGAGAAUAGGACAUGCAGCAUUCUCAAUAUUUCAGACUCUUCCAAAAUAGCUGGGAGAGGUCAAGAUAUUGACACCAUACUGAAGUCAAGAGCAAAUGAAAUUGUUGACAUUGACUGCCAUAUCAAAGACCCACAGUUUUGCGCAUCCAUAGCCCAUGAAAUCUAUGAAUAUUUGCGUGUAUCUGAGAAAACUAAAAGGCCGUCUACGAACUUUAUGGAGAAGAUACAGAAAGACAUAAAUGCUAGCAUGCGGGCAAUGCUUAUUGAUUGGCUUGUGGAGGUCGCUGAAGAGUACAGGCUUCUACCUGAUACACUAUUUUUGGCAGUUAACUACAUUGAUCGCUAUCUUUCAGGCAAAUCAAUUAAUAGACAGCAGUUUCAACUACUCGGUGUUUCCUGCAUGAUGAUUUCUGCUAAAUACGAGGAGAUCUGUGCCCCGAAGGUGGAAGAGUUCUGUUAUGUAACUGAUAAUACAUAUUCUAAGGAGCAGGUGUUGGAGAUGGAAUCCUCUGUGCUGAAAUUCUUGAAGUUUGAAAUGACAGCUCCCACAACUAGAUGUUUUUUGAGACGCUUCAUUAUUGUUGCCCAACAAACCUGUGAGGUUCCAUUGAUGCAGUUGGAGUAUUUGGCAGACUAUCUUGCAGAGUUAUCUCUUCUAGAGUAUGAUAUGCUUCAGUAUGCACCAUCAUUAAUAGCUGCAUCAGCCACUUUCUUGGCUAAAUAUAUACUACUUCCUAGGAAAAAACCCUGGAACUCUAUGCUAAGGCAUUACACAGGUUACCAAGCAUCAGAAUUGUGUGAAUGUAUUAAUGGGUUGUGUUUGUUGUACUGUAAUGGCUAUCAUAGUUCUCCUUCCAUUAUUGCUAUCAGGGAGAAGUACAGUCAACAUAAGUUCAAGUUUGUGGCGAAGAAGUAUUGUCCUCCAUCAAUACCAGUAGAAGCAUUUCACAACUAAACCCACAUACUUAUACAGGAAUUACUAGCAAAGACAGCUAAUUUGACUUGAGGUAAAAAGAUCACAGUGUGUUUAAAAAUGUAUCAAAAAGUGUUAUAGUUAUUCAAAUACUUGCGGUGUGCACUCUUAAGUUCUGGAUCAUUGGGAGCAAAGGGAUGUAAUGUUGCUUGCUCGGUCAUCUUGCCUUGUAGAAUUUUGCCUAUGCCAAUUUUGUGUCAAUCAUUUGAUAUCCAAGCUACUGUACCAUGUCCAUUUAGACACAUUCAUUCAUUCUCCAUAGUCUUUACAUCUAUCAUGUAUAGUUCCUCCUUCUUGCAAACCUUGUUAAAUUAAAUAAAUAAAUUUGUAGCUUGAA
Cicer arietinum (chickpea) is the source of this 2067-nucleotide messenger RNA. Its product is annotated as cyclin-A1-4-like. Lineage: Eukaryota; Viridiplantae; Streptophyta; Magnoliopsida; Fabales; Fabaceae. Gene Ontology annotation, molecular function: cyclin-dependent protein serine/threonine kinase regulator activity. Gene Ontology annotation, biological process: mitotic cell cycle phase transition. The record is from RefSeq and is a predicted model, not a curated record.